AUGAACAGCAAGGGAAAGACUAUGAUAUGCUGUGACAAGAAGUGGGAAGACGAUGUGAAGGAGGGUCUGAGGAUAGUAACAAUCCUUUCAAGAGUUCUACUGCACCAUCAAUCAAUUCGAAUAAUAUCAAUAGUUCUAACUCUGAUUUUUUCUAUGCUGAUGAUGAGGACUGAGGACUAUGCUGAUGAUGUCUCUGAUUAUGGUGGCAAUGAUGAUUUCUUAUAUGAAGAUGACUAUUCAAUUAUGCAAUCCAAUUUUGAUAAUGCGGAUCUUCCUCCUGGGGUAGAGGUUUCAAUUCCAUGGUUGAAGGACUCUGUUCUGCUUCCUUCCCUGGGCAAAAAAUGGGGAUAUGCAAAGUUUCUCAGUUUCAAACAUUUCGAUGUUGUGGAUGAUUUCUCAGACCAUCAUUACAGAGAUAUAAACUCAUCAAGAGGGCAACCAAAGGAGUGGGUGAAGCAAAUACAAGAGGAGUGGAAGAUUCUGGAAAAGGACUUACCAGAAACUAUAUACGUGAGAGUUUACGAAGGAAGGAUGGAUCUCUUAAGGGCUAUCAUUUUAGGACCUGCUGGUACUCCAUACCACGAUGGCCUUUUUGUUUUUGAGUGUUUCUUCCCUUCAAAAUAUCCCCAUGAACCACCGAUGGUUUAUUACUACUCUGGUGGUCUCCGGUUAAAUCCAAAUUUAUACAAAUGUGGUAAAGUAUGUCUGAGCCUUUUGGGCACCUGGCCUGGAGACGAGAAUGAGAUGUGGGUUCCAGGGCAUUCAACCAUGCUACAAGUAUUGGUUUCAAUACAAGCUCUUAUUUUGAAUGCUAGACCUUUCUUUAACGAACCUGGGUAUGAAAGUUCGUAUCUUGGGGAUGAAGGUGAGAAGAAGUCCAGGAAGUACAAUGAGGAAGUAUUUAUUCUAUCAUUAAAGACGAUGAUUUACACGCUAAGAAAACCACCAAAGCAUUUUGAGGAUUUUGUUACUGGUCAUUUUCGCAACUGUGCACAUGACAUCCUCGUGGCAUGUCAAGCAUAUGGAGAGGGUGCUACAAUAGGCUCGGUUGUGGUUAAAGACGGUGUUCUAGACCCUAACAAAAUUCUACAGGGUAGUUCUGAAGAAUUUAAAGGAACAAUACCGAAGAUGAUCAAUGUGGUGGCAAGAGAGUUUGUUAAAAACGGAUCAACAAAUUGCAAGCAGUUUCAGGCUAGCUGAAGCUGAUAGAUCUAAAUAAAAUGUAGGAUGGGAUGUGUUAAGCCAUUAUAGAAGCUAAUAUAGAGCUGUUUAGUAUAUACCUUCUGGUGAAACGCAAUUUUGUCGAACUUGGUUAUGACUACUUUUGGUAUAUAAUCUUGAAAUUCUCUUAAGAUAUAGACGGAAAAUACAAACUCGGUGAUUGACCAUUGAAACAAUACAUCAAGAUGACGCCUUACAUGUGGAGCUUUGGGGUAUAAGGGAUGGCCUCACCGUUGCGUGGAUAGAGGAAAUCGUUGCAUUGAGGUGGAAACCGAUAAUAGUAAAGCUGCCCGCAUUCUCAACUCCCCGCACCAACCCAACGAUGUUACCAUUGUUCAAGGAAUCCGCCAGCUUCUAAAGCUUCAGUGGUCUGUGAAAUUAUCUCAUAUCAGUCGUGCUGUUAACGCUGUCGCUGAUUCGAUCACGAA
Hibiscus syriacus is the source of this 1649-nucleotide messenger RNA. Its product is annotated as putative ubiquitin-conjugating enzyme E2 38. The record is from RefSeq and is a predicted model, not a curated record. Lineage: Eukaryota; Viridiplantae; Streptophyta; Magnoliopsida; Malvales; Malvaceae. The coding region runs from base 1 to 1200 and encodes 399 amino acids. The transcript is spliced from 7 exons. Gene Ontology annotation, molecular function: ubiquitin conjugating enzyme activity.